UGCACGUUUCGAUCGCGACAUCGUGGACCUUUCUCGACCUUUCGAAAAAUCAGUUCACUAAUCCUUCCAAAAAUUAACAGUCUGUAAACUUCGAUCCUAUAAAGUACAUACCAAAAUGAUCUAUUCAAGGAUCAAAGAAGCCAUCAUCAUCGAAAAAUUUCCAAGAACCUCCAAGACCUUCUGCUAAAAAAAGAAGAUUCUAAAUUGAAAAUGAACAGACUACAGAUAUUUCUAGAAUAGAAUCAAAAGCUCUGGUAUUGUCAGGAAAGGUUUUGGAAGCCAGAUUUGGGAACCUUGAGUGAUCAGUGAAAAAUGAAAGCCCAGGAGUUGAUGAUCCCAUCGCGUGAGAGAAGCUUUUCUUCAAUUUAGAAAUAUUAAAAAUCGACGAUGAAGGAAAGUGAAGAGUGAUAAUUGGAAGUUCCUGACAGAUCAUGCAGCUAAGGGUCUCUGCUUGUCGGUACGUGCUGCUGAUAACGGUGGUUUCUACGAUCAAUGGGACCUACGGUCACCACGAAAUCUCCAAUUACAGGUCCCAGAGGACUCUUGAAAUUCCUAGAAACAUGAGAUACAGUAAGACAAUUCCGGGGCUUCUAGUGGAUCAAAGACUCUUCGUGAAUAAUAACGGAUUCGGGAAUAACCGCAGGGAUGGUAUUUUGCUGGAUGAGAUUCCUGGAGAGGAAGACCACCUCUUGAAGGUUCCGGGCAGCUCUAGGAACAAGUACGUUCGUCAAAAUCGAGCCAUUGAGAGUACAGUGCAUAAUGUGAUCGAUAGGGAUUUUAUCAGAGGUAAUUCGAAGGAUUACAAGAAUCCGAGUAAUGGGUUUGUUCCCUAUCCACAAGAGGAGGAUCGAUUUCCUUCUGCGAGUAUCCAGAGUGAGGAGACUGCAAAUUGGAACUCUGGGUUUGAGGACCCGAAGGACUUUGUUGGUGAGAGUGAGGAUGAGGGGUUGAAGUUGGAGGAGCUUUUAGAUGAACUUAGUAGACAGAGGGUUCAUGGGGAGGUGGAAGAUUCGAGGACUGGUACCGGCCCAAGACAGGGGAGGAGGAGGAAGCUCACUAGUCAGGAGCAGGGAAUUCUUCUCGUGGAGGCUCUGAGGAAGAAGCGAAAUUUUACGUCUUAUGCUAACGACCAUCGUGGUCACGGAUCUGAUAUUCAGAGCGGAAUUAUGGACAUGCUUGGCAAAAUGAUACCACAAACAUGUAAAUACAAGGGCGCGAAAUUCGAAUGUGGCCUUAGUAUAAGUUGUGUCCUUGGAGGCGGUCGUCCGGUUGAUCUCUGUUCCGGAGGUAUGAUUUGGAGCUGUUGUGUGGAUGAUGAUGAUAUUCCCGAAAAAGUCACGAAACCCAGCGUAGGUCUUCUCCAGAAUGCCACUUUCUCGCUAAAUUUGGCGAAUCAGCGCCCAUACAUGGAUGACGAAGUAGAAAUAUACAAUAAUGCGAUGCAUCCUAGUCCUGGAUACACUCACACAUCUCACCGACCCUCGUACGUUUACUCUGUAACCACACACAAUCCACCAAGUAACAAACCAUCGUAUUCACCAUGGACUCAAACUCGCCCGAGUGUAUCUUCUCUCGAUCCUUUUUCAAAUCGACCCGAAGGAGGAUUCGAUCCUGGGGAUUACGAGAACAACUAUCAGCAAACAUCGUCUUCUGGUUGUGGCGAACUCUACACUAGAAGUAAUAGAAUCGUGGGUGGUCAUAGUUCUAGUUUUGGCAGUCAUCCGUGGCAGGCCGCUAUAAUUAAAUCAGGAUUCUUGUCGAAAAAGCUCUCAUGUGGAGGAGCUUUACUCAACAAUCGAUGGAUUGUAACUGCUGCUCAUUGUGUUGCCACGUCUCCGAACAGCAACUUAAAAGUCAGGCUUGGAGAAUGGGACGUCAGGGACGCCUCAGAACGAUUACUCCACGAAGAAUACACCAUUGAGCGAAAAGAGGUACAUCCUCAAUAUUCGCCGGCAGAUUUCCGGAAUGAUGUGGCCCUCAUAAAACUAUCAAGGACUGUCGCCUUUAAGCAGCAUAUCGUGCCAGUUUGCUUGCCGGCCAGAAAUCUGAAACUCUCAGGUCGAGCUGCUACGGUUGCUGGUUGGGGACGAACUCGACACGGUCAGGUUUCAGCACCGACGGUUCUUCAGGAAGUCGAAGUCGAGGUGAUUCCAAAUGAAAGGUGCCAAAGAUGGUUCAGAGCAGCAGGAAGAAGAGAAACUAUCCAUGAUGUUUUCUUGUGUGCUGGAUACAAAGAAGGUGGAAGGGAUUCCUGCCAGGGAGACUCCGGAGGUCCACUGACAAUGUCCGUUGAAGGCCGUCACGUCCUGAUUGGUCUUGUAUCUUGGGGAAUUGGUUGCGGACGUGAGCAUUUGCCGGGAGUUUACACCAAUAUCCAGAAAUUCGUACCCUGGAUUGACAAAGUUAUGAGCUAACAAAUUCUCCCCAUUUUUCCAAAAAGAAAAAAAAAUACAACUCAGAAAAUACCAUCUUAGGAAGAAGAAUCCCCUAAGUCUGUAGUUUAAAGGUACCAAAGUUUCUGUCUAUCUCAAACUGUUUUCAAAUUUUCGAUAAAGUCAUUUACAACCUAAGACUUUCAAGAAAAAAAAAUGAAAAUUUGGUUAGGCAAAAAUAAAAUCAGGUGCAAAAUGAGAAUUUAUCGCAUUUAAAAAUGCUCUUAUUUAUUGAAUGUAAUUAUAAAAUUUACAGAAUAUUUAUUGAAGUACAUAUAUUUUUUCGAAUAAAUGAAUUAGAAUUCUGCUAUUUGUUAUUGUAUGGCUUUUAGAGAAAUUAAUAAGCUUUGAACAUUUUCAAGCUGAAUUUUGCACUGAAUUAGGAUUUCGUGCUAUCUGCACUCAAAAAUAAUAAUAAUGAUCAAAAAUAAUUUUGUGAAUCCAAUUUCACUACUGAUUUUCUACGAAGUAUUGUUAUUUAUUGAUAAAAGGCCAUUCGAUCUUUUUCAACCCUGACAUCAAAAUUCAGAGUAUUGCAGUUUGCAAUUUCAAGAAGAUUUUUUAAUAUCAUUACACAGAAUCCUUCUAUUUUCAUUGACUCGCCAUGAUUGAAUCGUGUAAAAAUAUUUUUAUACCAACGACAAAAUACAGCAUGUGUUCAGCAAACAUUUAAUAAAAAAUUGUGGUAUAA
Messenger RNA from Belonocnema kinseyi, 3123 nucleotides. RefSeq names its product serine proteinase stubble-like. The record is from RefSeq and is a predicted model, not a curated record. The transcript is spliced from 9 exons. Gene Ontology annotation, biological process: proteolysis. Gene Ontology annotation, molecular function: serine-type endopeptidase activity. NCBI's taxonomy places the organism in Eukaryota, Metazoa, Arthropoda, Insecta, Hymenoptera, Cynipidae. Bases 432 to 2414 code for a protein of 660 amino acids.